Molecule: messenger RNA, 6216 nt
Organism: Saxophila tyrrhenica
Lineage: Eukaryota; Fungi; Ascomycota; Dothideomycetes; Mycosphaerellales; Extremaceae
Gene: PHO81
Product: phosphate system positive regulatory protein pho81
Exons: 6
Coding region: 1-6216 (2071 amino acids)
Biological process (GO): glycerophospholipid catabolic process
Cellular component (GO): membrane
Molecular function (GO): glycerophosphocholine phosphodiesterase activity; protein binding; calcium ion binding
Source: RefSeq, a predicted model, not a curated record
AUGGACGGACCACGGAGGAUGAAUGCGAACGCUCGGCGGAUGUUGCGCCCUGCGCCUGGAUAUCUCGCUGCACUGAGGUUGACAUGGCUAGCAACAGCCGUCACGUUUACGAGCGCUACACCCGGAAUCGCACUACCGUUUAACGCGCAAGUGCCGGUGGUAGCGAGGGUGGGCGAGCCAUACGAGUUCCAGUUUUCCUCCUCGACGUUCGCGCCCGACAACGCAAAUUUUACAUACAGCUUGUCUGACCAGCCUGCGUGGCUGUCUCUGGACAGCGUAACGCGGACCCUGUCCGGCGCACCAAGCUCUGCCGACGAGGGCGCCAGCAGCUUCACUCUUACAGCCGCGGACGACACUGGCGCAGCUCAUAUACCAUGCGUGCUUGUGGUAUCUAAAGACCCUCCGCCGCAGAUCGAAUGGAGCAUCACUCAGCAGCUUGCCGCGGACGCGAAUCUUUCGAGCAGCGAUCCGGCAGUGAUCACCAUGCUUCCAUCUCGAGAGUUUCGGUUGACCUUCCGGCAGGACUCUUUCAUCGACAUCGUCCAGCGUAAGCUCAGCUACUAUGCGGCUCUCAUAGACCACACGCCUCUCCCAGCCUGGCUCGAGUUCGAGGACAAAACCCUCACCUUUUUCGGGACUUCGCCGCAGCUCAGCGCUUUCCCGCAGUCUUGGGAUGUUGAGCUGAUAGCAUCUGAUGUGGAAGGCUUUGCGGGUGCUGCGGCAUCUUUCACUUUCGCAAUCGGGAUACAGAAGCUGGCAUUUGCUCCAGGGAUGCAGACCGUCAACAUGACUGCUGGCGAGGAGCUAAGAUACAACGAGCUGGCAGACACACUGUUCUUGAAUGGGAUCAACGUCGAUGCGGCGAUUAUAAAGAGCGCAGACGCCUCCGUGCCAUCUUGGAUGGACUUCGACCCGCAAACACUUGGAUUGAGUGGCAUGGUCCCGCCAGGUGCCCCGGACCAGAAUAUCACGGUAUCGGUCACAGACGAGCUCGGCAACGAAGCUACUGCGAUUGUGAUGCUGAAGAAUGGGGUUGCGUCCGUGUUUGCCGCGAAGAUACCUACCUUGACGGCGCAUAGCGGCAAGGAGUUCAGCUACCAUUUCCCGGACUCGCUUUUUGCACCUCACGUCCCGAGUCUGAUGGUAACUCUCCCAGAGACGGCAACGUGGCUGCAUUUCAACCCUGAGACUCGAACUCUUAGCGGCACCGUGCCAAAAGAGACGACCGAUUCUACCAUUGAAGGCACAAUAACCGCGAAGUCGUCCGAUGCAGCUCCGGGGGAGGAUCAGACGUUCGCUAUCAGCAUCAAGGCAGCUACACCCACGGUUCCAUCGCCCAGGAAGACUUCAACUCCAGGCUCAGAUACUUCGACUUCAACACCAAUCCCUCUGGCAGCAGUAGCAGCGGGAGAAGGCCACCAUUUGAGCACAGGAGCUGUCGCCGGCAUUGUUGUUGGCACGCUCGUUGCAAUCGCCAUAAUCGCUGCUCUGCUAGUCCUCUGCUGGCGAAGAAGAAGGCGGACCGAAGGCUACGUUGAAGCAGUCAGUCCCGAGAAGCGAACAAUAUCUCGACCAAUCUUGCCGCCAGAUGCUGGCAGUAUCGCUGUGACAACUGAUGUGCACAGGGACAUCGAAAGAUACGCAGAUAGCGGUGACCGGUUGGCCCCUUUGCAGACCGAGCCGGCGCCGCACAUUGCUCUUGAUCUUCCUUCGAAGCCUGGAAAGAACCACAUGAAAUGGAGCAAGCGUUUCUCACGAAUCAGCCUGGCGUCAUCAAUUGGAAACGGAGAAGAAGCCAUACGAGCGGAUUCGAAUAUUCCUACCUGGGGCGUGGACGCUACUGCCUUACAUACUACACCGCACGACAGUUUCUCGGUUCCGGCUGAGAUCGCACGCUCAUCCAGGCCGCUGUCAGAUCGGUCACCUACUAAAGCAGCUUUGCGAAGGCUGAGGGAGAAGCGGGAAUCACGCCAAAGUGUUGGGCUCGGCAUAGACACGGGAGGCGCUCUGCUGUUGCCGCGGCACAGUUCGAAGGGUGCGAGGACUCGAAGGAGGCCGGUAAGUAGCCUAGGGCAGUCUACGAUGCAAGAUCGGAGUAGCAUGGCUACUCAAAGUACCAGAGGUACCAGCGUACUGUCAACACGACCAUCGGACUUCCCACGGCCUCCCACGCGGUCUACGAUGACCGACUCGAAAUCGUUCCUGACCUGGGGUCCAGAAGGGAAGCGGAAGAGCAUUCGGUUAGUUGCACGCAGCGACAGCACUCUGGACAACAGGUCGUUGCAAGACAAACGACAGUCCUUCAUUAGGAACAGAGCGAGCACUAGUCUGGCCAGCCCGCUGUUCGCUCAUGGCUCCCGUGCACCCACAGAUCCCCGAAUGAACGGCCACUCUUCGGUCAAUGGCUCUGUCGCUGGCAGCAGUCGGCGGACCAAGCGUGGCAGAAGCCAAGUUACGAGUUACUCCAAUUCUUCGUCUCUGGAACCUCCACCUCGCGACCCGCGAAGGCUCAGUGCAAAGCUGAGAUCCAGGUUCGCCCCUUCAUUUCCUCGCGCUGUUACCAAGUCGACGCUGGGCGCAGACGACGAGGGAGUAGAGAACGAAAGCGAUUCUGAGUACGACUCCACGUCAGAGUCCAUCACAGAGUCAGACCUUGCUGCCGAGAUGGCUCUUCCGAGACACAAGCGCAGCUGGGUACUGCCUGGCGAGGCAUCCCCUACUCCACCGCCAGCUCCGCCGACGUCGCGGCAAGUUUCAAGAGGAGUCACACCGUCAAGCGGAGGGGGAGCGCCGCGCCAGAAAUGGAAAGAACGGUUGCGCGAGCGUUCCUCGUCUCCGCUCGCCACUGCCGUUGCUGUAUCAGUCGGAGACACCCAACCCUCUACCAACCCAGCUCAAGGUAGCGAGAAACGCAGGAGCAGGCUGAGCGAGCCAAUGGCCCUAGUCAGCAACGACAGUCUCAGCAAAGCGAAGCUCGAACGCCCACGGCUGGUGCACACCGGGUCGAAGCGGCCUGUGAGCGUGGAGCGCGUGCAGCGCUUGAGCAGUUUGAGGGCGGAGACGGAGGAUGUGCGGCCGGGGAGUGAGAUGUGGGAGGCUAUGGAGGAAGCAGGGUUGAUGCCGCCGACGAUUGGGGAGGGGAGGGAGGGGACGGGGAGGAGUGAUCGCAGUGGGCCUGCGUUUCUGAAGUUCGGAAAGCACAUACAGAAGCGGCAGCUGGAGAUCCCGGAGUAUGCGGCGAGUUUCGUGGACUACAAGGCCCUCAAGAAGCUCAUCAAAAAGCUGAGCACGACUCCGAUCAUCAACGCUCAACAUGCGGCGAGCGCUGGUGAAGCCGCCCAAGAUGCGCAAGCCGCCCUUCAGGCCAACAAAGGCACGUUCUUCUUCCGGCUGGAGAGGGAGUUGGAGAAGGUCAACACUUUCUAUCUCCAGAAGGAGGCUGAGCUCAAACUCCGCUUGAAGACACUGCUGGAUAAGCAACGAGACCUCAAGUCUAGGUCAAGACCUGCUUCCAAACUGUCGUCGAAUUAUGUCACACUCGAUGAAGGGUUCCAGCUCUUCAGCAAUGACCUCGACAAGCUGCAGCAGUUUGUUCAGGUCAACCAGACUGCGUUUUCGAAGAUACUAAAGAAGCUUCGGACCAAAGAGCUGUAUCUUUCACGAGCCGUCGAUGUCCAGCCCUGCUUCGACCGCGAAGUCAUCAGCAAGCUAUCUGAUCAGGCUCGGGACGGUCAACUGGAGCUGCAGGCAUGGGCUGAAGGCGAGCAGAUCACUUACACGCCUAGUGUCGAACUUGAGAACAGAGUACCCGGUCCAGGUCGAGAUGAUGAUAUUGAAACUCAGGUCAUGCAAGCUGUCAAUGCCGGAAACGUCGCCGUACUAGAAGACUGGAUUCAGCGUGCACCAACGCAGGACGAUGCGCAAAAGCGCAUCAGCCGCAUGUUCCUCGACACUGUCAAUACCGCGUCGCCGAAAGCACAGCAAUAUCUAUACCGCACCGACCGCAUCGAUUUCAACUACGCCGAUCCCAUCAAUCGGAGGAACUGCAUUCAUGAAGCUGCAGUCAGUGGCAAGAUCGAUGUCCUUCGAGCGGCGUUGACGAAAGGUGCGGAUAUUCGAGCACCCGACGUCUAUGGUCGCAUUCCGUUACACUACGCUUGCAUGCACGGCCAGCUGGAGAUGGUUCAAGCAUUGGCACAAGCUGGACCGGACACAGUCAACACUAAGGAUUACGACAACUUCACACCUUUGAUCCAUGGUGUAGUCCGUGCAGAGGCUGGCAGCGUCGAGGCAAUGCUAGCGCUGGGAGCUUACGUCGACCCUCCUGGAGAUGCUGAUCACAAUCCGCUAGAUCUGGCCUGCCAGUACGGCUCACCAUUGAUUAUUCGGCAGAUGCUGCAGUAUGGUCCGAAAAUCCUUCCAGACGCCGAAGGUCUGUUUCCACAACAUCUGGUGGCGCGCUUUGGCGGAGCUCGUGAAACCCUGCAGUUGCUCAAAGAGUACGGAGUGGACAUGGAUCAGCAAGAUAAGCUGUACCAAUGGACUCCGAUAUUCCACGCUGCCAGCGAAGGCCACCUGCAUUGCCUACAACAGUUGCUAGAGUUUCGGGUCAAGGCAAACGCGAAAGACGAGAAGGGCCUUUCAGCCAUGUACUACGCAGCGUGGGAAGGACAUCUCGACUGCAUGCAGCUCCUUGCGCGGGCCAGUGCAGCGCAGGUUGAGCCAGCUCGAGCUCCGGUUGCGCCGGUCAUGCCGCCACCAUCAUUGACCGCAAGCACCGGUAUGGUUCCGCAAGAUGACCCAGAAACGAUACCAGACUUGAUCCUGCCACCACCGAUCAUCCCUCUCCGACGGUAUGGCCACAAUUUCCUGGACACAACCAAGACUUUCAUCCUCCUUUCCUUCGAUGAGCUCGGCUCUGAUGCCAUCGAAUUCUACGACGACAACAAGUACCCAGCCGCACGCCUCACGAUAUCAUCCAAAUCGUCCGACCUCAUACCUCGAAGCGUGCCUCUACCUGUCCAGGACGAUGCGAAGACCAUUUCAUUUCAGAUCGAGAACCUCAGCACAUUCAGCAUCGACUUCGACAUCUACCCCACGUUCGGCAGCAAGGUCAUCGCUCGAGCAGCAGCAUCGAGCCGUGUCUUCACCGGCAAAGCAAGCAGCUCCGGUAUCUGGCACCUUGAGCUAUUUGAUCCCCGCCUACGCACCAUCGGCCGCAUCAACUUCCGCUACCAAGUCGUCACACCGUUCCAUGGCAUUCCAUUGGAGAUCACGACAUUUGCGACGUAUUGGAAGGCCACGAGCCAAGAUGAUGCACAUCCCAGCAAUCUAAUCACUGGUAGCAGCUUAUCUGGAGACUUCCUGAGGCUGUUCGUCCAAGUGACCAGAGACUGCGUACCAGUGCUGUUCAACGACUGGGCGCUGCCGAGCAGCAAGAACGAUCUUAUCAGCCGCAUGACAUAUCAGGAGUUCGAGACAGCCGGGCUGGAAGCUGGCAGAGGUCGGGGCGUUGUGCAAGGACUUGUGGGCAGCGGCAUCGAUCGCAACAACCUCGCCAAUGCACAACGGCAGAUUGCGCGCUCGUAUGCUUCACUGGCGGAUGCUCUAGCCGUGUUGCCGCCAGACCUUCAUCUCGAGAUCCAUGUCUGCUACCCAUCACGAGCGGAAGAGGAACAGCUUCACCUCGGACCUUCACAGAACAUGAACAACGUCGUCGACAAUGUGCUCGCCGUCGUCUUCGCUCACGCCAGACACCUUCGCGAGACGCAGCUUCAGGCGACGAAAGAAGAUGAGCUGAGGAACUUUGUUUUCUCGAGCUACAAUCCUGAUAUCUGCACAGCACUGAACUGGAAGCAGCCAAACUACCCAGUCUUGCUCUGCAACGAGCUCGGAGUAGCACCGCCGGACGAACAGCAGCAGCCUUCAGCUUCGAAUACAAUCAACAACUGCGGGCGGACUAGCAUGUCCAUCAAGGAGAGCGUCCGCAUCGCCACAUCGAACAAUCUAAUGGGUCUAAUCUGCACCUCGCGGCUUCUAGACCUUGUUCCCGCGCUGGUGGCGUCAGUCAAGGAAGCCGGGCUGGUUCUCAUCUCGGACUACUCGCGCGACGUCAAGCGAACUUCGCCGGCGAGCGUGAUGAGCUUGCCGCAGGGCGUUGAUGGAUUGCUGAUGGACAAUGCGGUGCUGAGGUUCAAGGAUGCUAUUGAUCAGUGA